Colletotrichum destructivum is the source of this 2292-nucleotide messenger RNA. RefSeq lists its product as uncharacterized. The transcript has 8 exons. Lineage: Eukaryota; Fungi; Ascomycota; Sordariomycetes; Glomerellales; Glomerellaceae. The coding region runs from base 1 to 2292 and encodes 763 amino acids. Gene Ontology annotation, molecular function: zinc ion binding; DNA-binding transcription factor activity, RNA polymerase II-specific; DNA binding. Gene Ontology annotation, biological process: DNA-templated transcription; regulation of DNA-templated transcription. The record is from RefSeq and is a predicted model, not a curated record.
AUGUCCAACCCCCAGAACGGCGCUCUCCAGCCGUCCGCCUCGGGCCGGAGCUUCAAACGAGCCGCUGUGGCGUGCAAAGCGUGCAACAUUCGCAAGGUGAGGUGCACCGUCACCCUGUCCGGACCCCCGUGCGCAAACUGCACCAUCGACGGCAUUACUUGUGUAGUCUUGAGCCGGAAGAGACGCCGCAACUCGGAUCAACUUCCCACUCCCGUAUCGGGAGACCAACCCGCCGGGGAGGACUCGGCCAUCACCGCGCAGAGGGGCGAGCCUCGGCCUCGGCGGCGUCUACUCGAGCCACAACAGCAGGGUCUGGGUCUCUUCACUCCCGUACUGGACGACGAAAAAGAGGUUGACUCCCAAACCGACCGCGUCACGUCUGCGCCGCCUGAAGGAAGUCAGCGGAGCCCCCACCCUCCCAGCACUGGCGGGCCGAGGUCAUGGACGCCCGAACGGCCGGCCGAGACAAACCCGCCAACGGUCGAGAGGCCAACUGCGCAGCAGCCAAACCGGCCUUACGAUGCCGUUAGAUCUCUGCUUCAGACGACCAACCCGCGGCCGCCGGAGCCCCCCGAAUCCGGCGAGGACAGCUCCGCGUAUGCCAAAACCCUGGCAGGUGGUGGUGGUGGGAAGACCCGCGAGGACGGCUGCGUCCCCUUCUAUCCAGGAGACCAACGCGGGCCCGCGUUCCUGAUCGACAUCUGCGAGCCCAAUCGGCCCUCGGCGGACAACCACUUCAUGGUGCCCAUGCCGUCCAUCAAGGCGCUCUCGCCGGAGGACGUCAACUACCUGAGAGCCAAGGGCGCCUUCACGCUGCCGCCGGUCCGCGUCCGCGACGCCAUGAUCCGGUGCUACUUCCACUACGUGCAUCCGUUCGCGCCGAUCCUGGACGCCGGGGAGUUCAUCACCGAGUACGAGAGGGGGCGGAAGAGUCUUCUGCUGCUGUGGAGCAUGUUCAUCGCGGCGGCGAGCUUCGUCGACGACAGCUUGUUGACUGCGGAUUUCUUCCCGUCCAAGAGGGCGCUAAAGAGGGCCAUGUAUCAAAGAGCAAAGGCUCUAUAUGACGCAGACUACGAAAAAGACAAGGUGACGUUAAUCCAGUCCGUCUUCUUGAUGGGACACUGGUACACCAGCACAGACGACAGGGCCGGGCCGUGGCACUGGAACGGCAUCGCCAUCAGCCUCUCUCACACCAUCGGCCUCCAUCGUCUGCAGGUGCCUGCCAGUAGCCAACAGGCCUCGCAAGGGAUCAAGCCUCUGUGGCGACGUCUCUGGUGGUCGCUGUACACCCGUGAGGUGUGGCUGUCCCUGGGUCUGGGCAGGCCGAUGAGAAUCGCCUUUGACGAUUUCGACACGCCCAUGCCCGCUGCCUGCGACGCCGAUGUCAUCCCCGCCGAGGUCAGAUGGGACCUCGGGAGAAAAUACCUCCCUGAAGACCUCUGCUUCCUGUUCGAUCUCUGGGUUUCCUUUGUCGGGCUGUCGACCGCCCUCAGCCACGUCCUGUCGACCAAUUACCGGGCGAAGGGGGUGAAGCCGUCCAAGGCCGACAUCGAGCACAGUGAGAGCAAGAUCCGAGCCUAUCAGUCUGCGAUACCCGAGUCUGCGAGCCAAGGGCAGGUCGUUGCCUCUCACGUACACCAGUUCAAGCUCUAUUUCGAAACCUCCAUCAUCGUCCUUUACCGGCCCUUCAUCCUCGACACUCCGAGAGAGGUCCCGGCCUCGGACCAGGAAAGCUGGAGGGCGUUUGCCUGCCAGAAGACGAGGACGGCCGCGUCCAACGCGAGUGCCGCGAUGAACUCCAUGAUGGCCGAGGACCUCAUCCGCCUCUGCCACACCCUCACAGUCAUUGCCGUCGUGCCCCCAAUGCAAAUCCACCUCUACGAAUCAACAUCAUCGAAGCCAAUGGCCCGCCAGAGAGGCAGACACAACCUUGCCCUCUUCAUGCUCGCCCUAGACGAGCUGCGAACGGCCUACAUCUCGGCAGAGGCAGCCUAUACCCUCUUCGAGGCGGCCAUCGGCAAGAUCGAGAUGACGCCGGCAGACGAGGAGCAGCAGCAGCAGCAGCAGGCGCCACAGGCGUCCCCGACGGCCCGGAGUCCAGACAACUGUGUCUCCGGGAGCUGGCUCGACGGCUGCGGUAUGGGCUUCACGGGUCUCUUCGCGGAUAUGUGGACGCCGCUGCCGAUCGCGGGUGCGGACGAUGCGUCGCUGUCUGGAACCCACACCGAGUCGUGGUUAGACAUUGAGGCAAUGGACAGGCUGUGGGCUUUUGAUGAUCCCAACAUGUCAUGA